GACACCGGACAGUCGACCAUGGCCAAUACAGCGAUGGUGCAGCCUGUCCGCCGUUGUGUUGCGGCGCUGUUGUUGCUGUCGCCGCUGAUGGCGUCCGCGGCCGUCGUCGGACCUUACGGACAUCUGGAACAACAGCAUCGGCGGCCCGACACAGAGCUUCCCGCAUUGUCGGCGGCGGCGGCUGCGGCCACGGCCACCAGGCACAAGAGGUGGUCGACCACGUUCGGUAGCACGCAAAGCAAGAACAUUUCAGUUCCUGCGGCCAUUCGAGAGUGUAGUACAGAUUCGGAUUGUCUAGACACACAUUACACUUCUUGUGCAGUGGACUCGACUGACAGAAAAAGAAGAUGUCUCUGUGCGGACGGCAAACAACCGAGUAACGGAGAGUGUUUGAAAAAACCCAGAGGGCCUCUUUUUGUUCCAGCAUUGAGAUCAUCGUGCGAGACCGACUUGGAGUGUUUGCCGAAUGCUAUUUGCUUGCAAAACGGAACGGCGUCGAAUCCAAGGUUAAAGAUAUGCACGUGUAAAGACGGGUUCAUCGAGGAAAACGAGGCUUGCAAUUAUGCCAGCCUUUUGACUUUCAACUACGCUGCCAUCUUGGUGACAGUCCUUGCUUCUUGGUUUUGGAAUGAACGCUUACCUUAGAGUCGUCUUUACUGAUGUAGAAAAAAGUUUAUGCACAAUUUUUUUCAUUAAUUUUUUUCCACUGAAUUAUUAAGUACCGAUGUAAUCUUAUAUUUACAAUAUAUUUAUUAUUAAUAUUUUACACAAACAACACGGCGAGUUAUAUUUAAUUGUAUUAAUUACAAUAUUGGUGUACCUAAUAUUUAAUAUUUUUAUCAUUAUGUAAUAAUACGUUUUUAAUGUACCUAACCUAAUUAUUACAAGCAUACAAAUGUUUAUUAUGUGAAACAACAGUGAUACAAACUAACAACACAUUGCUCAUUUUUGCAGGAUUAUAUGGGUUUCAGCUAUUUCUUAUUAUUAAUAAACUUAUUUAAAUAAUUAUUCGAAGGCCAAACGAAUAUUUAAACGACGGUGCACUUAAGUAAUAAAAAAAAUAUAUAUUUGUCAUCAUCCAUACUCUUUAUAAAACAGUUUCAACUUACUCAGCUACUAUUCAAACUUGUAAUAACAAUACUUACUUAUUGUUUCAAUUGUUUUUUUAAUUUACCAUCAUGUUAUUAUGAGAAAUCAGUAAAUAUGUUUUGAAAAUAAAAAUGAGCAUUGAAAGGUUAAGAUCGAAAACAAUGGUCACUAAGAUGAAUUUUUAUACCAAAUUAAGAUAAGAUAAGACGAAAAGUUAAUAUUAUAUUUUUGUUAUCGCUGAUUAACUAUAAUCAUCAUACCUUACAAAAUGUAUACUUUGGGUAAAAACCUGCUAUUACUUUAAAAUAAAAAUACA
This is a messenger RNA of Adelges cooleyi (spruce gall adelgid), 1405 nucleotides long. RefSeq lists its product as uncharacterized. The transcript is spliced from 4 exons. Bases 19 to 645 code for a protein of 208 amino acids. NCBI's taxonomy places the organism in Eukaryota, Metazoa, Arthropoda, Insecta, Hemiptera, Adelgidae. The record is from RefSeq and is a predicted model, not a curated record.